GUGGACCCCGACAAGGCCAAGGCCGUCGAGGAGCUCAAGGCCGCCAUCCUGAAGGCGGCCAACAAGCCCUCGGUGCCCAAGCCGCCCAGGCCAGAGGUGGAGGCCCUGCUCGCGCUGUGCGGCUGCAUCCGCAAGCUGGCCGCCGAGCAGCCCCUCUUCCGGGACGUCGCCGAGGCGUUGCCAAGACUUGGUGAAGACUUCUUCGCGCCUCUCAUCGGCAUCAGGCAAGCACGAAAGAUCGAUUCGGUCGCCAAGGCCGCCCCCGCGCCGGGCGCGGUCGUGCGGGUGACCGGGCGGGUCAAGAGCUACAACCAGAGGAAAGGUUUCGGCUUCAUCGACAUACCCGGGUACCCGCGCGACAUCUUCGUGUACAACGCUCAUCUGAUCGGGCGCACGGGGCUGGUGGCCGGGGAGGCGGUCUCCUUCGAGCUGUGCGUGGACGGCGGGAGGCCGCAGGCACGGCAAGUGCGGCCCGCGCCCGGGGGCGUGGUGCAGGCGAACCAGCAGGUGCCGGAGCCUUCUGAGCUCCCGAAGAAUCCCUUGAGCGCGAUGAAGCAGGGCAUGGCCAUGGCGCAGUCGCAGGUCCCCACGCCCGCGCAGACCAUGCAGGAGCUCGCGAUGGCCAUGGCCACCGCUGCCGAGAAGCACCGGCCGACCAGGCCUCCGAAGCCACAAAGAGACGACAGCCUCUUCGACAAGAUUGCAGAGGCUCAGGCCAAGGCGCAGGCGGCCAACACGCAGGCGACCAACUCGGAGAAGCGCCAAAAGAACAACAAGGGCGUGGCCGCCCGAUCGGCGGAGGGCGCCCGCGCCCCUCUCGGCCCGGGCCGGAGCGCCGAGCCCGGCGGGUGGGCUCCUGGCAAGACCCCGCCGGCGAAGCAGCUUUACCGCGCGCAGCUUCCGCACUUCGGGGCGGAGCUGGCGUGGCUCGAGGAGAGGGCGCGCACGCCCGAGGGGUGCCGGCUCGGGCGCGGCCUCUUCCUGGCCCCGGCGCGGGAGCGCGCGGGUCUGGCCCGCGAGGUCGCCGGGCGCCUGCGGGGCUGGCUGUCGCGGGCAGCGGCGGGCUCCGCGCGGCGGGCGCCCGAGGACGUGGCGGUCGACGCCGUGUUCGUGGCCACGUACGCCUACUCCGCGCAGGUCGGCGCGUGGCUGGGCGCCAACGCCUGGCCGGAGGCCAUCAUGACUCACGCCUCGGUCCCGGGCGUGGGCCGGGAGGAGGUGGAGGGGGCCCUGCUGCGCGACGUGGGCCCUCAGGCGGUCUCGCCCGCGGAGGUGCGGGAUGUCGUGGACUCUUUCGUGGUGGCCAUAUGGGGCAACGCUUCCAGCCUCGCGGCUGGCGGGGCCCGCCAUCCCGACGAGCGCCUCUGGCCGCAGCUGCACGCGGAGGUGCUGGUCUCUGUGCCCGAGCAGUUCGCCGGCAUGCAGUACGCCGUCGGCGUCCUCUGGGGCUUCGCGCUGCGCAGGCUGGUGCUGCGGCUGGCGCUGGAUCGCUCGGCAGGCUCGGUCCCCGAGCUGCCCAGCACGGCUCGCGCUCGGCUGGAGAGGAUCUUCGCGCGGCGCGAGGAGGAGGCCGGCCCGGCAGAGCCGGCCCACCCAGCGGCGGGCGAGGCGCCCGCACCCUCCCUCCUGUCCUACGCCACGGCGUUCUUCGGGCACGAAGACUGGGCGGACCUCUGCGAGCCCACGGACGCGGCCGUCGCCACGCUGGAGGCCGAGCUCGAGGAGGCGCUCCCGGGGCUGUCGCUGCUGUCCGGGCAGCACCUCGAGGACCUGGUCGCCGCGCCCGAGCGGGUCGUGGCGCCCUACCUGGAGUCGGGCGACGACGACGAGGCGAUCCCGCCGGAGGAGCUGGUGCAGCUGCCGCAGGAGAGGACUGGGAGGCGUUCCAGCGGCGCGCGGUGGCCCUCGGCGCCCUCACGGCCGACGCCGAGCUCCUGGUGGCCGCGGAGCUGGGCCCGCUGGCGCACGAGGGCCGGCGCACCUCUGGGUGGGUGCGCGCCCUCGUCCGGGGCGGCGCGCUCACGGGCGUGCGCCGCGAGCAGGCCUCGGAGGUGGCCCGGCGGCUCCGCGCCCCGCUGCGGAGGCUGGCGGAGGCGCUGCGGAGGGGCGUGCUCGCCUCGAAGCUGA
This is a messenger RNA of Prorocentrum cordatum, 2127 nucleotides long. Lineage: Eukaryota; Dinophyceae; Prorocentrales; Prorocentraceae. The record is from the annotation of a GenBank genome assembly.